AUGGAGGCAUACUCAUGCCUAACGGCGGCCCUAACGUCCUGUACAACCUUGACAAGAAUUGCAAGCUCACCAUUACCAACGGACCUUUUAACGGAAUUACCGGCACGGCAUCUAUCGUCGAUGGCUCCUGCUGAACUUUUUUAUUUAUACGAUUUAGUGCUGCCGAGAAACUGUGAUUUGCUAGCCAGGAAGAAGAUGGACAAACGCUCCAAGCUCCAAGUACAAGGUUGUACGCCACUCCUGUUAUAUAAACGAGGCAUCAUGCGAUAG
This is a messenger RNA of Colletotrichum truncatum, 270 nucleotides long. Lineage: Eukaryota; Fungi; Ascomycota; Sordariomycetes; Glomerellales; Glomerellaceae. The record is from RefSeq and is a predicted model, not a curated record.